AUGGAGAAAGAGAAGUUCCAGCAGAAGGCUCUGAAGCAAACUAAGCAGAAGAAAUCCAAGUCGGCUGAAUUUCUGAUGGUAAAAGAAGAGAGAGCAGCAACAGAAGGCAUUGAAAAUCCAGCUUUUAACAUCAGCAGCACAGAUCUUUCAGCAUAUCAGCCUUCAGAAGAGAGAGUUAUUAGAUAUGACAAGCCAGAUAGCACCCUUGCAGCUCACCAACAAAAACUCGGGCUGCAAGCCCAUGCUGAACCAAGAGGAAAUGAAUACAGCAGAAAUUACUUUGACCCGUUGAUGGAUGAGGAAAUAAACCCAAGGCAGUGUGGGAUGGAGGUCAGUGGAGAAGAUCCUGUGAAAUUUGAUGAGCAAAUCCUGUAUGAUAAACUGAUAAAGCUUCUAGAUGAAGAAAACAAGAUGCUGGACUUGGAAGCUCGUGUAGCCAGUGAAGAUUUUCUGGACUCCGUGAUGCCUGUCAGCUCCAGUAAGGCAUGUGACCUUCACAGGGAGCUUGAAGAUGAAGUGAUUCCUUCAUAUAUCGAACAGUUUGAGAGAGAUGUUCAGGAUGACAUAAUUCUGCUUGGCAGCUUUUCACUGGAACAGCACCACAAGAAAGUCUCUCACCAUGAGAAACAAAAGCUGCGAGCCAGGAUUCAUGAGCUCUCUCAAAGAGUGGGACGUCAGUUGUUGAAAGCAGAGCAGAAUGAAUGUGAAGAAGAAAUGGUAGCCAGCUUGGGUAACCUUGCAGGCGUGGAUACUGGAUUAAAUGGAGCAGCAGGACCUUGUGGGAAGGUUGACUGCUCCAAGACACCGCAGCUGAUAGAAAUUCACCUCAAAUGCCUGAGGGGAGUCAAAGAUAAGGUCCCUAAAGGCCAUUAUACCCUCAAAGUUUCUGUUCUCAGCCGCUUAGGUGGUGGCUUGCUGGAGUGGCCCAAACUGAAGGAGCAGCCUCAGGCCAGGACAACUCUGCCUGUUAGUCAUGGUGGAAACUUCUACAACACUGAAAUCUACUUUGGACAAAGUAUCCAGACCAUUCUACCACCUAGAAAAGCUGUGAAGCCAGGCAUGGUCCUACUCUUUGAACUCUUCCUUCUUCGUGGGACCUAUACUUGGAUUGAUCGAGAAGUGGGAUGGGGAGCUUUUCCCUUGUGUGACAACAAUUUUAAUCCUUUGGAGGGAAAAUAUAAAUGUCCCUUCCUUAGAGGCCAUUACGACUCCAAAGUUGACCGAUUCAAAAAAAUUGAAAAUUUUAUUUCACAAGACUUGGAUCAUUGGUUAUGCAAUCUCUACUUUCAGAUAAUUAAACUACCGCAGGAUUCAGAUAAGCAAAAUAAGUGUGAUACGCAACUUCAUCUCCCACCUGAACUUCUCAUGUGUUCAGGAGUUUCUGAAAAGAAUGGUGUCUUCAAGAAUGUUGAACAGUCUGGACCACAAGGGCAACCUCUGACCUCCCCGAAAGAUCCUGACACCCAUAAGGGAAGUAUUCCCACUGUUGUAAAGGAAGUGGAAAAGCAGUUUAAUGCUGUGAAAGGAGGAGAAGCGUGUAUGUCAGAAGAAGCUGAGAGGAAAAGAGAAGAGCUUAAAAUGCUUCCAGCAGGUUAG
Calidris pugnax (ruff) is the source of this 1596-nucleotide messenger RNA. RefSeq lists its product as uncharacterized. Gene Ontology annotation, cellular component: perinuclear region of cytoplasm. The transcript has 12 exons. NCBI's taxonomy places the organism in Eukaryota, Metazoa, Chordata, Aves, Charadriiformes, Scolopacidae. The coding region runs from base 1 to 1596 and encodes 531 amino acids. The record is from RefSeq and is a predicted model, not a curated record.